AUGACUGACUUAGGUAGAAAAAAUCUUUCCGAUAAACUCAAUGAAUCUGUUACUCCAGACUCCCAAAAGACAACUUAUGAUAAGGCUAAGGAGACUGUAACCGAUAAGCUUGAUUCAUUUGCUGCACGUAACACUCCAGAUAACCAAAAAUCCUUUUCACAAACUGUUGCUGAUAAAGCUCAAAUUGGUUCUGAAGAUGCAAAGGAAGCUGCUGGUCAAAAGCAAGAAAGUUUAAGCGAAACCGCAUCUGGUUAUGUUGAGCAAGCUAAGGAAGCCAUUGGUAAUGCCGCUGAGUACGUCUCUGGAGUCGUUUCUGGUGCUAAUGAAGGUGCUAAAACUGGUGCCGAAGCUACCAAGAAAUAA
Scheffersomyces amazonensis is the source of this 363-nucleotide messenger RNA. Its product is annotated as lipid-binding protein. The transcript has a single exon. NCBI's taxonomy places the organism in Eukaryota, Fungi, Ascomycota, Pichiomycetes, Serinales, Debaryomycetaceae. The record is from RefSeq and is a predicted model, not a curated record. The coding region runs from base 1 to 363 and encodes 120 amino acids.